CGAAUCAAUGGUUUUCAAUGGUGGAAGUUCCCAACCCGGCAUGUUUUUCUUAGACCAGUGGAAGCCAAGCAUUAUCAUUUAGUUCCUAAGUUUUCAAAACAGUGCUUAUUGUGAACUGAAAUGUGUGUGUUAUUUUAAUUUAUCAUCUCGUCAUAUAAAAUUACAGUCAUGGUGGGCUCAGAAGGAGUAUGUGUUUUUUCCCCUCUUGUAACUGGGGAAGAAUGGGCUGUGAUUCCCGCAGAAAUUGCUAAAAAAAUUGAGAACUUUUUCACUGAAAAAGUUCAGGAAUUUAUAACUUCCAAGGCUUUAUUGGAAACAAAUCGUUUCAAUGCAGAACAAAGCUUAUCUGAAGUUCGCGAGAAGUUAGACAAAGUAACUGAAGAAAAUGAGAGUCUCAAAGCUAGGUUUGAAGUUGCUACCAGUACAAUUACUACUUUUGAGCAGCAAAUUUCAUCUCUAAAUGCUGAAUUUUCCAAAUCUCAAUCGACAUGCCGUAGGCUUGAAGAAGAGGCAGCUGAAUUCCGUCAUCAACGAAACUUGGCUGUGGAUGAAAGAGAUGAACAUUUGAAAAUGCUACAACGUAGAAAUGCUGAAGUAGAAAGAAUGCAAUCUGAUAUCAAGUCAUUGAUGGAACAACUUGAAACCGCUAUCAACACCAAAUGCGAAGCUCUCUCUAAAGCAGAUGCAGUGGAAUCCAUGAAACUGACUCUGGAAUACAAAGAGAAACGAAUUGAACAGGAAAGAUCACUCUUGAAAAGUCAAGUAGAAAGUUUAACAGAAGAACUGCAUUCAAAAACUGAGGAACUUUUAAAUAUGAGACGUGAUAAUACAUCAAGAUGCAUCCAGUUGGAGGCAAAACUUUCAGAAAAGACUCAAGAAUUAGAGGUUGCUGUAGAACAGGUUAAAUCUCUUACUGAACUGAACAAUAGCCUUAGUGAGAGAAUGGAAGAGUUAGUGAAACAACUUUCUAAUCAACGUGAUACUGAGGGUAAAAUUGGUGAAUCAUACCUGCAAGAAAUUGACGCCAAAACAAAACUAGCGAAUGCGUAUCAGCAAAUGUAUGAGGAGAAUAAAAAAUAUGCCGAAGGUUUGAAGGAGGCCCUUGAUGAGACCCAAGAGUUGUUGAAAAAUGCAACCGAUAAAUAUGGAGAUUUAGAAACGCAACAUAAAGAAAGUGAGCUUGCACAUGAAGAAAUUAUAAACAAAAAGAAUGAAUACAUUAGUAUUCUCAAAAAUGAACUGGAAAAAGCUAAUGGACUGUUGGAUCACUCUAAUCAAUUCAAGUUACAAAAAGAUAUGGAAGAAUUGUCUCCAACUGCUGCUACAACUUCUAAUAUUCUCAAGAGUGGAAUGACUUUCACCGAAUUGUAUUCAAAAUACGUAGCAAUGUCUGACAAGGUUCUCACAUUGCAAGAAGAAAACGCCCGUCUAAACCACUACAUCAACAGCAUCGUUAAAGAAAUUGAAGAAAAGGGUCCUUUCAUAAAGAAAAUCAAGGACGACUAUGCCAAGCUAAUGGAUGCUCACGACGAGUUGAAGCUCAACAACGAUUCGCUUCUUAUAGAAGUACAACAGCUUAGGGAAAAUAAUGCGGAAUGUAGGAGGCUGGAAAAUGCAACGGCCAGAGAGAACGAUAGAUUACAGAAAGAUGUUGCCGAUUUGAGUCGACAGGUCUGUCACUUACUCCAAGAAGUUGAACAGUGCCGAAUGGGUUCAUCCCUAACUUCCCCCGAAAUGGACUUUGCUGAUAGCUUCAGCUCCGCGGACAUCAUCACAAAGAAACUGGUCGUUUUCAACGAUAUCCAAGAACUUCAACAGAACAACAGGAAGUUACUGUCUCUCGUCAGGGAAUUGUCGGAGAAACAGGAGGAAGCGGAAGCCUUCGACCCUGCUAACUUCGCCCUUCUGAAAUCCAAACUGGACGACUUGCGGGAACAACAACAAGAGUUGCUGGAAGAGAAAGAGAAGCAAUACAAAAUGUUGGAAACUUUGAAGAAUCAACGGGACAUGUAUAAAAACCUCUACGCUCAAGCGGUUAAAGCUAACGGAGAUGAUACCUUGUUGAACCUUCAGGAAAGCAUGGAUGUCAGUAAGAUUACGAAAGAUUCUCCGGAUAGUCAACGUUCGGACGAGAAACUGGUGAGGGACCUCGAAAACCAAUUGGAGAGUCUGAAGAAGGAAAUGGAACAGAUCAGGACGGAGAAGGACAGUUACAAAGAGGAGAAGUUGGCGAAUGAAAAGAUGUUGGACGAACAGUUAACUUCUCUGAGGAAAGAGAACAAGGAUCUGACAAAGUUGAACUGCAAACUUGUGGCUCAGUCUGAAGUGAACGAGGAGAAGUUCAAGGUCAUGAAGAACAACAUGGAGGUGUUGAAGAAGCAGAUCACGGCAUUGGAGAAGCAGAAUAAGAUAUUUAACGAUUCCAUCUUGAAACACGAGCAGACCGUUAAUUAUUUGAGGGACGACGCUAUGGAAGCGCACUCCAAGCUUUCUAAGGCUGAGGUUAUGCUAGGUAAUAUCGAAAAAGAAAACAGCCUCCUGAGAGAUUCGGAAGCCAGGGCCAGAAGGGAAUACGAGUCGAUGAAACAACAGUACAACUCCCAACAUUUAAUCCAAUCGAACAUCGAACUGAUCAAGGCUACCUUAGAAAGGACAGAUUCAGAAGGCAAACUCAGACUAGAAGCCAGACUAGACGAAGCGCACAGAGAAUGUUCCGCUCUGAGGAGACGUUUACAGGAGGAACAAGACCGAUUCAGACAACUGACGGAUCAUCUUCAGGCGCAGACGCAGAACGCCGUCAAGAGAUGCGAAGAAGAGAAGGCGGAAGCCGACAAACUCAGGAAAGAACUGGGCGAGCUCAGGGAAGAACUGGCCGCCAAGAACGAUCAGGUCGAGGAGCUCACGAAGAAGAUAAAGAUGUCGAUAUUGGCCAUUCCCGAGAGUCACGGAGAAGGCCGAAAGAUCCGCCAUCUGGAGGAACAACUGGAGAACAGUCAGUCCGAGAUCGACACGUUGAAGGCCAAGCUGAAGGCCGCUAAGGAGGCGUCCGAUCAGUAUUUCAACAUCGCGGAAGACGCCGAGAAACAGAUGAAGAUGGCCGUGGAAAAACAGGAAGAGUUCAAAGCGGAAAUCGAGAAGCACAAGAAUACCAUCAAGGAGUUGCAGGAGAAGUGCUCGGAACUGGAAGGGGAACUUUCGAUUCAAAUGGACGAUCAGGAUAUGGCAAGUGUCGGCAACAAGGCCAAACACACUCAAUUGGAGGAGGAAUUGAACGUGAGAUCUUUGGACCUGCAAAGCAGCCAGGAACAAUUGGAGAAUUGCAGGAGCGAAUGUAAGUCAUUGAUCGAGAACCUGAAGAUCGUCGAGAAUAAGUACGCCAGGGAGGUUAUGCUGCAUUCCGCCGAUCUUCAAGCGUUGACGGAAAUGAAGGAAACCCUGAACAAGAUCCAGAACGAGAUGGCGGAGGUGAAGAUGGCCCGGGACAACGCCCUGAGCGAAUUGGAAUCCAGCAAGGAGAGCUGGAAGAAACAGGAGGAGUACUUGCUGAAGGACAAGUCGGAUCUCGAGAACAGGCUCAAGGAUCUGGACGCCCAGAACAACCUUCUGCUGUCCCAGAUGGAGAGUCUCAAUUCGCAGCUCACCAUCCUGCAGACGCAGGUCAGCUCCGACAACGUCAACCAAUCGAUGAACGAUUCGUCGUCGUCGUUCAGCAAGUCGUUCGCCGAAGAUGAGGUCAAAUCGUCCGAGCAGUUGCUGAAGGUGAUCAAGUACUUGAGGCAGGAGAAGGACGUGGCCGUGAGUAAGAGUGAAAUCCUGGAGGCGGAACAUUCGAGGAUGAAGUCUAAGCUGGAGAUGGUCACCAAGCAAUUGGAAGAAAUGAAGCAGGUUGUUGAGAAUGAAAGACAGCGAAACGAGAUAUCCGUGGUCACCGCUUCCAAACACGCGGAAGUUUUACGUAAGGUAGAAACGUUGAACGCCAUCACCGAUAGCAACAGAUCGCUCAGACAGGAACGGGACAACUUACUGACGCAAGUCACCGAUCUGCGAGCUAGGACGGACAAGUUGGAGGCCGAACUGGCGCCGUUACAAGAGAAAAAUAUCGAAUUGGCCACUAAGGCUGAAGCCAUGCAAACGGAGAACGUUUCACUGCGGGCCGAAUACAACAGGUGGCGCCAGAGGGCGAACCUUCUGAUAGAAAAGUCGAAUAGAACCAGUCCCGAAGAUUGGAAGAAACUCCAGAACGAGAGAGAUAACCUCAGCAAGCAACUGACCAUAGAAAAAUCGAACAUCGUCAAGCUGAACGACGAAAUGAACACUUUGAGACAGGAAAAAUCCAAGUUGGACGAGCAACUCAAGAGCGUCAGAUCCCAGAGUUAUCAGCAAGGGGAGGAACUCGGUAAAGUCAAGGAAGAGAUUGCCCUACUCCGUACGCAAAUCAGCAGUACGAAUACAAACCUGGAGCAGCUUCAGGAACAAAAUAAGAAACUGACGGAAGAAACUAAAUCGAUGCAAGAAGAAGGCGUUAGUAAAGACGCCACCAUCAACGAACUGAAGAAUAAUCUCACCCAGGUCAGAAAAAUAGCCAAGAAAUACAAGAUACAAUGCGAAGAUCAGACGAAAGAGAUGGAAACGUUGAAGCAACAACAGGCGGAGCAGAAGGAAAGUUUGCAGAGUGAAACUAGUCAAAGGGAAGAACAGAUCAAGAAUGAACACCAGCUAGAGUUAGAGGAACGUUUGAAUCAGAUGGAACAGGUGAAUAAGGAAGUUAUCGAACAGCUCAACCAAAAGGUGCGCGAAAUGACCGAAGAAAACGAGAACCAGAAGCGCGAGAUAGAAAAAGUCAACAAAUCCAGUUUGGAGAAAGAGGAGAGGUUCAAGCAACUGUUCAAGAACGCGAAAGACAGAAUAGUCACCUUAACGGAGCACAACAAGGAACUGAAGGAGGAGCUGAAGAAUCAGGAUCGUCCAGGGAAGUCGGGAGAUAGCAGUAACGGGGAGAUGUUGGCCAAGAUAGAGGCGCUCCUCAAGGAGAAGGACGAGAUGAUGGCCGAGCACCUGCAGGAGAAGGAGAAGAUGAACGCGGAGAUGGACGUGUUGACGCAGAAACUGACGCAGUUGCAGAGGCAGCUGGGGCUGCAGCAGGGGUCGAAGCCGAGCACCAGUUCCGGAACGGCGGAAAAGUCCACUACGGAGCCUCCCACUGCCAACAUCAAACCGAUGGCGGGUCACUCGACGAACACCCAGACCCAGUCGGUGCCUAUUCAGCCUUGGAGGAACGCGGGGGAGACGCCACUGGCGAGCAUAAGGCCAAUGUCCGCCCAGUUGCGGACGGUGGCCGUACUGCCCACCAGUCAGAGCCCGAGCGCGGUUAUGGUUCCUCCCCAACAACAGGUGCACACCACCGGAUCGUCGAAUAGUAUAGAAGCCUUGUCGAGCAGUCCGACGAGCUCCCACACGGACUAUGUGCCGGCUACCAGUUCUGCCAGUUCGGCGAUGUUGGGCCCCAGACAAGCGGCUGUACCCCCAUCUCAGUCUUCUCAGGACGCCGAGGACGAGGACAGCGGCGUCCAGGUGCACACGGCCCCCCAGCAGCAGGCGGUCGCAUUGGUCUUGCCCAGGGUCGAACCUCCCUCCGGAAGCAGCAGUAGCAGUAGUAGCAGCAGUACCGGGCCCACGCAAGAGCAGGGCACGAGCAGUAGUAGCAACACGGUCACUACCUCUCAGGUGGGUCACAAACGGCAGAGGGAUUCCGACACCGAGGCUUGCCAAGCGGACGACCAGGGAAAGACCAUGCAGCAGUGCAAGAGGACGAGGUUGCAGCAAACCGGUACAGUGAGUGAUAGUGUUUUGGAGGUGGAAUAUCAAGUACCAACAAGUAGCCAAAGAGAUCAUGAUGACGACAAUGUGAUAGUGUUGGAAAGUGACGAAGAUGGCGGUGCUGACGAGGGAGAGGGUGCAGACGACGAACCCGAUGACCCUGACACCGAAGGCUAUGACAUUGAGGCUAUGGAACAGGACAACUACGAGGAGGCGGAUUGCCCUGAAGAAGAAGAAGAGGCGGGAAACGAAGUGGAAGUAAUCGACGAUUCUAGCGAAGUGCCCAAUCAGAGCGAGAGAUCUGCGGCAGAGAGCCACUCGCAGGAGGAGAGCGCAGAGCAGCCUCAGUCCGAGGCGAUAAGCAGCGGAACAGAUGGUACCUCCACGUCUAGCGGAGUCACGAUCUCGCAGGCCUCUCCGUCCGUGCCCUCGGCCACAAUGUCAAUGUUUUCGAGGAGCAGCCGGCCGAUACCGUCGCUGGCCCGUCCCCAGCAAUCCCAUCUGCUCCUGCCGCACAUGGAAGAGGGUGGCGACGACGGCAUAGUCCCCUCCACCCCCACCCUUUUCGUCCCGAGAAGAUCGGACGCGUUCGGCGAGGCUGUCAGCUCGCCGCACGUGCCGAGCGGCAGGUUCAUUUUCAGCGACACGGCGCCGCCCUCCACCUCCGGAUCGGUCGGGGCCGUUCCCGAACAGACCCUCGAGGUCAUCAACGUGGACGAAAACAGUACGGGGCGCAGCGUACCGAGCACGCCGCUGCAGUCGUCGCCGCAGGAGGCCAUCCCGGGCGCCGAGGAGCAGCCGGCGGGGCCUAGCAGCCAACCGGACGAACUACCAACCAUCACAAUAAGCGAAGCAGAAGAAACUGAACAGGUAUCAGAUGGUGGAGCCGGCGACAUGGGACCUCCAGCAGUUGCUGGCACUUCCUCCGAGGGUAUGCAAGCCGAGGAGCAAGGAGAAGAGAUGAUGGAGGCAGAUGAUGAGGUAGGAAAGGUUAGUUCAGAGGGCGAGAAGCCCCCAGCAACAGAAGAAGGUGAAGAGGAAGGUAGGGAGGCGGAAGCAUCGCCUAGUACAAACGGACGUCCUAGAAAUACCCGCGGAAUGGGAGUAGCGAGGAGGCAGACUAGAAAUAUGGGCAAUAGAGGCUUCCAAAGGAGCGGACCGACGCCUAUUGUUUGGGGGGAACACAGACAGGGAAGUCCGAACCAGCAACAGAGGUUACAAGGUCACCCUCCUCCAAAUUUCAACCGUAUGGCGAGGAGAUCGAGAGGAAGAUCACCGUUCCGAAGAUUUUAAUGUGAGAUAUUCUCGUUGUAGCUAGUGACCAUUCCAAAUUAAAUGAUUUUUUUCAUUCAUGUUUGAAAUAUAUAUUUUUCAUUUGAAAGUGAUUAUUUAUCAUCAUAUGAUUGUGAAUAGUAAUUGAUAAUUAAUUAUUCUGUAUGUUUGUCAUCGAUUUCAUACCAUUUUCUUUUUAGUAAGGAUAACCUUUGAUUUUUGAUAUGCUGAGUCUCAAUUUCAAGAGGUAUAACAUGUAUGUGUAGUUUUGUUUAUAUAAUAUAAAUUUUCUGCUGAA
Coccinella septempunctata (seven-spotted ladybird) is the source of this 7387-nucleotide messenger RNA. It is a transcript of the gene Mgtor, whose product is annotated as nucleoprotein TPR. Gene Ontology annotation, biological process: protein import into nucleus; mRNA export from nucleus. The record is from RefSeq and is a predicted model, not a curated record. Lineage: Eukaryota; Metazoa; Arthropoda; Insecta; Coleoptera; Coccinellidae. The transcript is spliced from 15 exons. Bases 169 to 7110 code for a protein of 2313 amino acids. Gene Ontology annotation, cellular component: nuclear pore. Gene Ontology annotation, molecular function: structural constituent of nuclear pore.